This is a messenger RNA of Gracilinanus agilis (Agile Gracile Mouse Opossum), 691 nucleotides long. RefSeq names its product small integral membrane protein 22 (gene SMIM22). The record is from RefSeq and is a predicted model, not a curated record. The transcript has 4 exons. The coding region runs from base 114 to 371 and encodes 85 amino acids. Gene Ontology annotation, biological process: regulation of cell population proliferation. Lineage: Eukaryota; Metazoa; Chordata; Mammalia; Didelphimorphia; Didelphidae.
GGAGGAGGAGCUGGGUGGCCACAGGUGCAGCAGGACUAGGAAGCAGGAAGCCGAGGCGCCGGGUCUCCAGCACUUGGGUCUUUCUCCCGGCAGGCCUCCAGGGACUUGCAGGGAUGGCCCCAUCCAGCAGGGAUGUGGGGAGCGAGCUGGAGGAGACUGUGCAGCAACUGUUGGGUCGCCUGAAGAGCCACCAUCUGUUUCAGUCUGAGUGGGACAUUGCGGCCUGUGUGGUCUUCCUCACCUUCACUGGAACAGUACUGGUGCUGAUGCUCCUUGUCCUCCUGCACUGCUGCUGCUGUGGCUGCUGCAAUUCCCCCAGCCCCCCAAAGAGGAGACCCAAGGGAGUGGACAACCUAGCCCUGGAACCGUAGUCCAGCGCCUCUCACCUGAUGGACUGACAAUCAGGGCGGCGUCCCAUAGCCCACACCAUGAAGCAACAAACAUUAAAGAAAUCAGACUCCAUCUCUCCAGAGCUUCUCUCAAGCAACCUCAGUAUCUCCCCAUCUUCCUUCCCCACCCCCAUAAAGCACACAAAUGAGGUUUGUUUUUUCCUGGCUCUCCUGGAUGGAGAAGGCUCCGCCUCCGUGGAACAAUACUGACAGCAAGUUAGGCCACGGGGAAAAGAUGAGCACAAACCAAACAAAAAACAACUCUCUCCCAGGGGGGCUUCCACACAUUCCCAACAGACUUC